Messenger RNA from Microdochium trichocladiopsis, 1248 nucleotides. RefSeq lists its product as uncharacterized. NCBI's taxonomy places the organism in Eukaryota, Fungi, Ascomycota, Sordariomycetes, Xylariales, Microdochiaceae. The coding region runs from base 388 to 1062 and encodes 224 amino acids. The record is from RefSeq and is a predicted model, not a curated record. The transcript has a single exon.
UAUACUGUACCCGCAACAACUGAUGUUGGGUAAGACUUAUAAAUAGCUGGACGAGGGGCCGCUAGCGGAGAUUAUGCUUGGGGUCCCCUGGGUAUCUUAGCCCUCUUUGUGUCUGACACGGCGCUUGCCGGCCGAAGUCCCGGGCUCAGUUCUCAACCCGGGACGAGCAGAGCAUACCCGGGUAAAUGGUCUGAAUACCUUCUGCUGGGUGAGGAGCCAAGGGCCAGGGAGAAGCAUUCAACCGUCGACGUUGUUAUAUAAGCCCUGUACACUGUUCAUUUCACAAGAUCUUGUUCAGCACAUCAGACUCUAGUCGACAGCAUUCUAGUCGACAGCACCGACCAUCACUUUAUUCCUCCUCUUCAAAUCCAUCAUCCAUCGUUCAUCAUGCCGCCCGCGUGGAUGGAAAAGUUCAUUACCCGCGCAGACGUAACUCCGGACGCACGCUUGAGCAGCGGCGCCCGUCCAGCCGUGGAAGUCCACUACACCGCCCUCACAGGCGGCCACCGGCGCAUACUUCGUGUGGCGGGAGACACAACACCGCAGUGGCAGGUCGAGCGACAGGCCAAGCUCGGGGCAUGGGGCAGCAAGUGUAUCGUCACCCGCACCGGUCGGGGAGACAAGGAGACCGGAGAGUCAGCGUCGGAGGGCACGACGCUCGCCACGAUCGACUUCCACACCUUUUCGACGAAGCCGUACAUUGAGAUUGAGAGGACCCAGCAGCGCGACAUUGUUAAGCUCUACAUCAACACACAGGAGUUCGAUGCCAGCGAGUGCUCGCGUGGGAAGCUGGGCAUGCUGUGCCGUAAGGACACCGGUGCCCCCAUGAAAUUGUACGCCGGCGCGUCGUGGGAGAUGCGCGAAACGGGGGUGGCCGACGGCCUCGUCAUGUCGGCAGCCAUCGACGACAGCCAGAGCAACGGCAGCAUCCGGAUCUGGAGGGCUGGGCUAGACGAGCACGCGAUCGAGCAGCUCAUAAUCGUCGCCAUUGGGCAGAUUGAGCAUCACAAGUAUCUAACGAGGGUGGGAAAGAGGUCCUUUGUUGGGGUGGUGAUGACUUGAACCUGGUUGCCAGGCGUGCAAGGGGCAUUUUAGGCGAACAGUGGUCUGUCCCCGAAGGGCGCCGCUUUACCAAUGUACUAUAUCUGUGUCCUGGGAAGUGCCUAGGGCAACUGUGGUGACUGACUGGGCAGUUGGUGCUCUCUGAUACCGGAAGAGCUUUGUGUCCAAUAUAUAAACUUCCAUGUC